AUGGUGGAAUCCGAACAUGGGAGCAAACAGGAAGGAUGUCAGAAGGACGAUCCGCCUCCUUAUUAUUAUGAAACCGACGAAAGAGACACAUAUUUCUCUGAUGAUAAAAUUAUCAUUCCCGAUGAUGAUGGCAAAAAAUUCAGUUUUAAGAAACUAUGGGCGUUCACGGGACCGGGUUUCUUAAUGUCCAUAGCAUAUUUGGAUCCCGGUAACAUAGAAAGCGACCUUCAAUCCGGCACGAUAGGAAAUUACAGGCUCCUUUGGGUGCUUUUCAGUGCCACAAUGUUAGGAUUUUUAAUGCAAACUUUAGCCACAAAAUUAGGCGUUGUAACAGGUCUACAUUUAGCCGAAAUGUGCCAUAAGCAGUACAAAAAGGUCCCGCGAUUAAUUUUAUGGAUCAUGAUCGAGAUAGCAGUUAUUGGUUCAGAUAUGCAAGAAGUUAUCGGUACUGCAAUCGCUUUAUAUUUACUCUCCAAUAAACUAAUACCCUUAUGGUUGGGCUGCUUGAUAACAAUAUUCGACACGUUCACCUUCCUCUUCUUGGACAAAUACGGGCUGAGGAAACUGGAAUUGCUGUUCGGCGUGCUGAUAACCGUCAUGGGAGUGACCUUCGGGUACGAGUACUUCGUGGCCCAGCCUCCGGCCCUCGAAGUCACCAAAGGCCUGUUCCUCCCCAUGUGCAAGGACUGCGACUACAAGGUCCUGCAGCAGGCGGUGGGCAUCAUCGGCGCUGUUAUAAUGCCGCACAAUUUGUACCUGCACUCGGCGCUGGUGAAGAGCCGCGACAUAAACCGAUCGAAGCCCAACAAAAUAAGGGAGGCGAACAUGUAUUACUACAUAGAGAGCGGGGUGGCUUUGCUGUGCAGUUUGGUCAUCAAUGUGUUCGUGGUGUCCGUGUUCGCUUUCGGGUUGUUCGAAACCACCAACGGGGAUUUGCUGCAGAAGUGCCAGCGUACCGACAACGAUUAUUUGAUGAGUGUAGCUAAGGAGGAAUUCGGAGUACAAAAUGCAACCGAGUUUGUGGAAGCUGAUAUAUACAAAGGAGGGAUAUUUCUGGGGUGCACUUUCGGUAUAUCCGCCAUGUAUAUUUGGGCGGUGGGUAUACUAGCUGCGGGACAAAGUUCCACGAUGACCGGUACCUACGCUGGGCAGUUUGCUAUGGAAGGGUUCUUGGAUUUGAAAUGGCCGAGAUGGAAGAGGGUUCUUUUGACUAGGUCCAUAGCUAUGGUACCCACUUUCUGUACUGCGUUUUUCACUUCUUUAGCGGACCUUAGCAAACUGAAUGAUUACAUGAACGCGGUCAUGAGCCUGCAGUUACCCUUCGCUCUUAUUCCUACCAUCGCUUUCACCUGCAACAAGCAGAUUAUGGGGGAAUUCGUGAACGGAUUCGUAUUUAAUAUUAUAUCGAUUUUGCUGUCAGCGGUGGUCAUAUCGAUAAAUAUUUAUUUCGUGUCGCAACAAAUAAUGGAAUUCGAAUUGUCGCCGUACGCUCUCGCAGUUAUUGGCAUAAUCGCGGUGUUCUAUUUCGCUUUCAUAUUUUAUUUGGCCUCUCACCUGUACUUCGGUUUUAGAGGUAGCACUAACGAGCAUCCGAUUAUACAAAAAUUCAUCAUGAACCCCAUCAAAACCGUACCCGCGAUAACCAUAACAUCUCCAUAA
Phyllotreta striolata is the source of this 1659-nucleotide messenger RNA. Lineage: Eukaryota; Metazoa; Arthropoda; Insecta; Coleoptera; Chrysomelidae. The record is from the annotation of a GenBank genome assembly.